Molecule: messenger RNA, 303 nt
Organism: Anisakis simplex (herring worm)
Lineage: Eukaryota; Metazoa; Nematoda; Chromadorea; Rhabditida; Anisakidae
Source: the annotation of a GenBank genome assembly
AUGAGAAACAGUUCGAUACAACUGAGUGAGUUUAAGGAAUAUCUGACGGAGGCAUUACCAGUUGCUUUGAUUGGAAUGAACUGUAAUCUGAUGUCGCAGUAUAUCGAGUAUGUGGCUGAUCACUUGUUGACUGAACUUGAAUGCCCUAAGUUGUACAAAGUCGAGAAUCCAUUCGAUUUCAUGACAGGAAUAUCGGUUGAAGCGAAGACGAAUUUCUUCGAGAAACGCGUCAGUGAAUAUCAGAAAGCCGGUGUGUUGAGUAAUGAUUGCGAUAAGGCAUUCAAUAUUGAUGCUGACUUCUGA